Messenger RNA from Colletotrichum acutatum, 1673 nucleotides. Its product is annotated as Alpha/Beta hydrolase protein. The record is from RefSeq and is a predicted model, not a curated record. Lineage: Eukaryota; Fungi; Ascomycota; Sordariomycetes; Glomerellales; Glomerellaceae. The transcript has 6 exons. The coding region runs from base 323 to 1576 and encodes 417 amino acids.
AGUCCACCCCUUAGAACUCCGAGCGCGCGUCGUCAUUGGAUCCAUUUGGCGUCUGCAGAUCGACGGUACUUUCAUAUUAUAUAUAAAUUAGCUUCUGCACCGUUGCACUCUGUCUUCCACCAUGAUCGAGGACCUGCAUUCUGCCAUUGUUCGCGUGCGAAUCGCCUCACUUCAGUCAGAAGUCUUGAGCAAAACCUCCAGCCGAGAAGUUGUUCGCCGCCGAAGCAGCAGCAAAGUAAAGCCAGUACACGUUGCCAAGGGCCGACUGCCAUUGUUCACGAAGCAGAGAUCCGUUCGGGUCGUUUCUUAAACACCUUACAUCAUGUCGCCGCACAAGCUUCCGGAGCAGGAGGAUGGCAAGCGGCAGUGGGUGAUGGGCACUGAAGCCUUUGAGAGGACCAUGCCUCAUCACCAGGGGAUCAAGGCCCUCUGGGAAACCAAAUGGAAGUUUCCGUGCACCAAGAGUGUGUAUCCUUUCCACGAUGGGCAGUAUGAGGACUUUGAGCCCAUCUUCGAACACCUAAUCAAGAACAACAUCAAUGACGGAAACUCCACCGCGUACACGGAAGCCUUCUUCCCCAUCGCUGAGUCCCUGACUUCCAAGGGCGACGAGGCGAUCAUGGCCGGCAACAAGAAGGAGGCAAGCGACCUAUACCUCAGAGCCUGCACAGUCUACCGCAUCGCCCGGUUCCCCUACAUCACGGCCUACCCUGAGAUUAGUUGCCAGGUUAAGUGGAAGGCGUGGGAAGCCCAAAAGCGCGCGUACAUGAAGGCGGCGCAAUCCUGGGAUUGUCCCAUUGACGAGAUCGACAUCCCUCACGCCCACGCCAAGGGCGCGGACUGGAAGUCCAUCCCGGCGUACGUGAGAGUGCCCCCGGGCGCGUCGCAGAGCAAGCCCAGCCCCGUCGUGAUUCUAAUGACGGGUCUCGACGGGUACCGCCCCGACAACACCGUCCGCUCCGACGAGUUCCUCGCCCGCGGGUGGGGAAGCGUCAUUGUCGAGAUCCCCGGCACGGCCGACUGCCCCGCCGAUUCGGCCGAUCCCGAGAGCCCCGACCGGCUGUGGAGCAGCGUGCUCGACUGGAUUGCCGCGGACGGCCGGUUCGACACCAGCCGGGUCAUGGUUUGGGGUCUCAGCUCGGGAGGGUACUACGCUAUUCGCAUCGCUCAUACCCACCGCGAGCGCUUGAUCGGAUCGAUUGCGCAGGGUGCCGGGUGCCAUUACUUCUUUGACCCCGAGUGGCUGGAGAAGGCUGACGGCCACGAGUAUCCGUUCCUUUUGACGCCUGCCAUGGCCAUGAAGCAUGGUUACAAAUCCGUGGAGGAAUACAAGGCGGGCGUGCAGAAGAAGUUUUCGCUGCUGGAGACUGGUAUCAUUGAGAAGCCCUCGACGCGUCUGCUGUUGAUCAACGGUACUCUGGACGGAUUGAUGCCUAUAGAGGACUCCAUGAUGCUGUUCGAGUACGGCACGCCCAAGGAGGCCAGGUUCUUCUCGGGGGCAUUGCAUAUGGGAUACCCCAUGGCCAACGGGUCGGUGUACCCCUGGAUGGAGAGCGUCAUGUCUAGCAAGAUCUAGGUCUGGUUGUUGUAAUGAAGUGUUCAUAUUAGCUGUAGUAACGCAGCAUGGCUCAUGAGAUUCAGAGCACUUGUUUCGUGACGAUGUUCCUGCAACA